AUGGAUGUGGUGGCGGUGGGAACACCUGAUCCGGCUCGAGGGUCGGGUCAGCUUGAUGUUCAAGAGCUGGACCGUCUCAUGGAACAGUUGCAAGAUGACCUGGCUCAUGAACGAUCUCGGCGUAACGGGCUUGAGGAUCUUGUGAGGGAUAAUUUUAAUUCCUUAACGCACGAUCGCUCGGACGAUCGUGCCACUUUUGCGUUCGCUCAACUUGAGAACAAACAUUCGACGCGCUUUUUUCGUGAUGAGCUGGCUGCUGCUCGUCGACACAUCGCUGAGCUGCGUGAACAGGUCGCUUCGCUAGUCGACCAGACUGGUCCGUUGAAACGGGACCACUUAAAAGUGGUCUCGGCUCUCGACCGUAGAGGUGUUCUUCGCAUCUCGAAACGGGCUCGUACGGAUAGUAAGGGCGGAGAUGACCGACAUAAAACGUAG
This is a messenger RNA of Peronospora matthiolae, 435 nucleotides long. The record is from the annotation of a GenBank genome assembly. Lineage: Eukaryota; Oomycota; Peronosporomycetes; Peronosporales; Peronosporaceae.